Lemur catta (Ring-tailed lemur) is the source of this 1039-nucleotide messenger RNA. Its product is annotated as putative MAGE domain-containing protein MAGEA13P. NCBI's taxonomy places the organism in Eukaryota, Metazoa, Chordata, Mammalia, Primates, Lemuridae. Gene Ontology annotation, cellular component: nucleus. Gene Ontology annotation, biological process: negative regulation of transcription by RNA polymerase II. The transcript has a single exon. The record is from RefSeq and is a predicted model, not a curated record. Bases 116 to 1039 code for a protein of 307 amino acids.
UUCCAUCUUUGGAGUCUGAGGGAGGCAAGAGGCUUCCUCUGAGGUGCCUUGCCAGAUAUUAAGGCCAGUUGGCUCCAUCACCCAUCUCCUGCCCACACUCCUGCUGGCUUCUCCAAUGCAGAUCAUGAAGCCUCACAGCCAGAAGAGUCAGCCCUGCAAGAAUGAACAAGGCCUUCGGGCCCAAAGAGAGGCACAAGGCCUGGUGGGUGCACUAGUUCCUGCAGCUGAGGAGACUAUAGCCUCCUCUUCCUCUACUAUGAAAGCCACUCCAUGGAGCCAACCUGAAGAGGGUUCCAGCAGCCAGGAAAAGAAUGAUCCAAGCACCUCACAGUUCCUGCCACAUCCUGAGUCCUUGUUCAGUAACACGCUAGAGAAGAAGGUGGCUGAGUUGGUGAAGUUUCUGAGUGUCAAGUAUACAACAAAGGAGCCUGUAACAGAGGCAGAAAUGCUGAAGAAUGUCAUCAAAGAGUACAGAGAUCACUUCCCUGGUAUCUUCAUGAAAGCCUGUGAAAGCAUGGAGGUGGUCUUUGGCAUUGAGGUGAAGAAAGUGGAUCCCAUCAGCCGCUCUUAUGUGCUCACCAAAAUGCUAGACCUCACCUGUGAUGGAAGGCUGAGUGAUGACCAGGGCAUGCCCAAGACCGGCUUCCUGAUUCUUAUCCUGGGUGUGAUCUUCAUGGAGGGCAACUGUGCCCCUGAGAAGAUCUGGAAGGUGCUGAAUAUGAUCAGGGUGUAUGCUGAGGGGAAGGAUUUCAUCUAUGGGGAGUGCAGGAAUCUCAUCACCAAAAAUUUGGUGCAGGAAAAAUACCUGGAGUACCGGCACGUACUCAAUAGUGAUCCUCCAAGCUAUGAAUUCCUGUGGGGCCCAAGGGCUCAUGCUAAAAUCAGCAAGAAAAAAGUCCUGGAGUUUUUCUCCAAGGUCAGUGGGAGUGAAGCCACUGCCUUCACAUCCUUGUAUAAGGAAGCGUUGAGAGAUGAAGAAGAGAGAGCUCAGGCUAAAAUUGCCACCAAGGCCAAGUCCAGCAGCUUCUGCCCUGAGUAA